Molecule: messenger RNA, 3320 nt
Organism: Acaromyces ingoldii
Lineage: Eukaryota; Fungi; Basidiomycota; Exobasidiomycetes; Exobasidiales; Cryptobasidiaceae
Exons: 3
Coding region: 156-3134 (992 amino acids)
Biological process (GO): positive regulation of nuclear cell cycle DNA replication; regulation of cell cycle phase transition
Cellular component (GO): nucleus; Dbf4-dependent protein kinase complex
Molecular function (GO): nucleic acid binding; zinc ion binding; protein serine/threonine kinase activator activity
Source: RefSeq, a predicted model, not a curated record
CAUUUCAUUUCCUUUGGACCACUGGCGCUCGCCUUGCUCUUCUUCUUCCCUUUACUCUCCCUUACCAGACAUCUUGUGGGGCCAAACACCAUCUUCUCCUGGGCUAGAUCUGGGGGGAGAAGGCCCAGGGAGACAAGGGAGAGAAGGAAUCGACCAUGUCCUCGUCGCAGACGACGAACCGGCCUGCAGCCAGUCAUGGGCCAACACAAGAGAGCGGCGGAGUGGGUGGGCAACCCCCACCGCUGCCGCCGCCUCCUCGUUCAAGGGUGCCACUAGGAGUCAAGAAUGUCCUGGGAGCGCAGCAUAGCAGCGGCGGAGGCGGCGGGUCCAUCAAGCCCGAUAAUUCGUCUUCGUACAAGCAUUCGCCUACCUACCAUCACUCUCGCGCCACCCCAGUCGCUCCCCCGCCUGCCGCUGCGAGGACCUCCUCGCUUGUUCCUACAUCAAUUGCAUCAAACGCAGCGUCAACGGGAGCGAAGCACUCCUCAUAUCAUCCCUCACCCCUUUCCGCGGCACACCGGUCCCCCUUUGUCGCAGCCACAGCAGCACCAGUAGCAGCAGCGGUGGUGGUCAAUGAAGAAAACACCAUCUCAACGCCAAAAAAGCGACGCGUGCCCUUGGAGGACGUUCACUGCCGCAACGUCGUGCAAGAAGACAAGGAUGAGGUGGUGGAGAGCCCCAAGAAGAGGAGCAGGUCGAGCAACGAAGGAAACAGCAGCGCAGAGGAGCCCCAUACGAGCACCAGUCUUGGCAUCUCGCAGGGGAUCAGCGACCUGCAGGUUCAAGCUCCUCCUGCCAAGUUUUCCACGCAGCGCUCUGUCCCACCGCCCUCCGUCACCCAUCUGCCGCUAAACACUGACCGCGAACGAGAGUCAAAGAGCAGACAGCCUACAAGCAGAGUGACAGCGCAGCUUUCUCAGCAUCUUUCGCAGCAGCACAUGCGCCAGACAACGGUGCGCAUCGACAAACAGUCACGCAUCACCGAGGCCGAAAGGAGCCACCUGGAGCGCCAGAAGCGCGAGAGGACGGCCGAAUGGAGGCGCAAGUUCAUCAAGGCCUUUCCCAGCUUUCGCUUCUACCUCGACGGAUUCGACGACACCACCAGACAGGAGGUGAUGCGCUGCAUCGAGAUGCUUGACGGGACGAUCGAGCCUUUCUUUUCAAACAAGGUCACUCACCUUGUCACGACCCGCAAGAUCCCCAUUGGCACACUUCCCUCUGAGCCAUCGAGGUCUUCUACGGCUUCGGCUUCGGCUGCGACGACCAUUCCUCAUUCCUCAAAAGUCAGUCGCGCCUCCAAUGUCAUCAGUCGAUCAACGGGAAAGCAGAUCACUGUUGCCCAGACGACGACGACGGCCGCUGCGGCGACGCAGGCCAGCACGUACAACGCUUCUACCAAAUCCGUAAGCGCUAGCCGCCUCCCCUCGCUGCGCCGCAAGAACAUCAGUGUCCCUCUGCAUUCGGAUAGGAAUCCUUUUGAGGAGUGCGGACCGCCCGUGUCGUCAAAUGACAUCCUCGUGAAGGCCAAGAACUUCAACAUCAAGGUGUGGACCCAGGACAAGUUUCGUCAGAUCAUCAGCGGACUCUUGGGCGAUGAGCUCGACUCUACUGCGCUUAAGCGUCUCGACCUAUCGCAAAUGCUCGAGAAGGAAAAACUCCAGGGAACGCUUGACCGUGACCCCACGGCGGCACGACCCGACUACCACUACUUUGCCAAGAACGCAAUCUUCCUCAUGGUCGAGGACGCCACCGCAGAGCAUCGCCCUAUCAUGAUCCAGGAAUUUCCAAGGCCCGUAUCUGAGGAUCAUGAGUCUCCUUGGCCGGUUCUGUACGGGCAGCUAGAAGGCAGGUGCCCCUUUACGAGGUUCGACUUAGACAAGGAUUACCAAAGGAAGAUGCGCCCAAAUCGCCACGAGACGCUCCGACGUUCUGUCUCGCUCAAUCACCUAUACAGCAAUCGAGGCGACCGCACCAGCGUUUCGCCAGCCCCCAGUGGUGACGGUCGGGCCUACAGUGUCCAUCGUGGCGCUUCUCCGUACCCAAUGGCGUCGGGCAAUAGCGUCUCCAUCACCUCUAACAUUGCCAGCACGACCUCGACGGCCGUAGGUGGACCACCUAUGACCUAUGGAAAGCAAGUUGCUCAGAUGGGCCGCAAGAUGUAUCAACCGACUGGAAUCGGUCUCGGAAGGCCAUUAUCCUCAUCAGUCGCACAGUCGCCUCGAAGCCCAGUGAGCUUUGCCGAUGCUGCACGCGGCGGGGACAAUGCCGGUGGACUUCUGUCUGCGGAGCAGGCUCGUGGAACCCUCGUACGUCGCAUGCUCGGCAUGUCGGAGCAUCAGAACCGUCUGUCGGGUAUCCGAAGGAGCGUCAGCACCGCCAGUGCCGGCCGUGAGCUGCGUCGGGAGAAGAGACCGGGCUACUGCGAAAACUGUCGCACAAAGUAUGACGACUUUGACGAGCACGUUACCGCACGUCGUCACCGCCGCUUUGCGCUUGAUGAUGCCAACUUUGUCGGAAUCGACGAGCUCCUCGGUCGUGUCAGGCGUCCGUUGGCUCCAUGGGCCGAAAGCGUCAUUGCCGCAGAGGAGGAGGCCAGCAGCGGUCAUGCAGAAGACGACGCGAGCCUUUCGCUCAGUUCCGGCACCCACGACAACGAGGCCGCUGCUGUGAGAGAAGAAGAGGAGCGCAUCAUGUUGGGCUGGCAGUCGGUCCUUGCGCCUCACCUUGACCCCAAACCCCCUUCGCCCACAACGGUCCAGCUUCAUCACCUUGACGAAGCUCGCUGGGCAGGCUACAGCGGCGGGAAUGACUUGCACCGCUGUCUUCAAGCACAGGACCAGCAACAGCAAGAGUUCCAAUCUGCUGGAGUCCCCUACAGUGCAGCGACCGAGUAUCUCUCGUCCACCGCCACGCCCGCCGUUAGCGAAGGAGGCACUGUUGGCGGCGUUGCCCUCACGACGGCAACUACGAUGGCCGACAGCCCUAGCGGCGAUGACCUCGAUGAAGACGAAGAAGAGGAAACGCUUCCACAGGGCCAAGAUCCAAUUACUUAUCAUUUCCAGGAAGAAGAAAAGGGCGACGACCGACACCAGGCACUCGAUUCAGCUCCAGGCAACUACGGACGGGCCUUCUGAAGGACCCAGUCUUCUACAAGUCAAUCAACAACCAUCUCUUGCGAUACCUUUUUCCGUCUUUUACCAUCCUGCAAGCAACCUUUUUCCGACCCAUGUCUCUUUCACAACUCCGGGACCUUUCCACCAUCAUCGAUCAAGCUUCACCCUUACCCAUCCCUCGCAUCGCAUUCUUCUCUUUUCAUCUCU